AUGGAGCGCUCACAGUCUGAUACCUUGCCUCUGGCGAAUUCUGUUCAAAUUCCUCAGCUUGGAUUUGGGGUGUAUCUAUCGCCACCCCAAGUUUGCACCAAGUCAUGCCUCACUGCACUUGAAGCUGGAUACCGACACAUCGAUACGGCGCAAUACUACGCCAAUGAGACAGAGGUUGGGCAGGCAGUUCAAAAGUCAAACGUUGAUCGGAAAGAUGUUUUCUUGACUACAAAGAUUCUCGAGGCCGCUGGUAGUGUUGACAAGAGCUACGCAAGAUGCAUUGAGAGCAUCAAGAAGCUUGAUCCCGAGAGCGGUUAUGUCGACCUUUUUCUCAUCCAUAGCCCCAAUAGCGGUGCUGCAAAGAGAAAGGAGAUGUGGCAAGCCCUAGAGAGGCUGUAUGAGGACGGCAAAGCGAAGGGUAUUGGCGUGAGCAACUUUGGUAUUAAGCAUAUUGAAGAGCUGAAGCAAUUCGCCAAAGUUUGGCCUCCUCACGUCAAUCAGAUCGAGUUGCAUCCUUGGUUACAACAGAGAGAAGCCGUGGAAUACUGCGAAACGAACAACAUCGUAGUAGAAGCUUACGCUCCUCUCGUUCGCAACCAAAAAGCCAAUGACAAAACUCUCAAAAGCAUCGCUUCAAAGCACAAAGUCACGCAGAAUCAAGUGUUAAUCCGAUACUGUCUUCAAAAGAACUGGGUUCCCCUUCCAAAGAGCGAUACACCCGAGCGUAUCAAAGCCAACGCCGAUGUUUUCGGGUUUGAUCUUGACGACAGGGAUAUGAAGGCGCUGGAUGAUCUGGACGAGGGCGCUGCGGGUGCAAUUGUGCAAGCGAGUCACAAUCAAAUCUGCAACACGACAAAAAUGGCAGACAACGCAACCAGGCACAACGCCUAUGCAACCCUCAUCACCCGCGACUCCUACCUCCCCGGUGUGAUAAUCCUCGCCUACACCCUCAAGCGCAACUCCUCAAUCUACCCUCUCGUCGUGCUCUACACCCCCAACCUCCCCAAAGAUGCCAAACGCCUUCUUGAGCUUGAGGCGCCAAAAUGUAACAUGAUUCUGCGUGAGUGCCAGCAUCUUCUUCCGCCGGAGGGUGUCAAGAUGACGCUUAUCGCGGAACGCUUCGCGGAUACCUGGACGAAACUUCGUGUUUUUGAGUUGUUUGAGUAUGACGCUGUGUGCUACCUUGACGCUGAUAUGGCGGUGCUGGAUAACAUGGAUGUUGUAUUCCAGGUUGAGACGCAUCUUCCUGAUGAUUGGAUUGCGGCGAAUCAUGUUUGUGUUUGUAAUCUUGAUUCAGAUUCUUGGGCGCCUGAGGAUUGGAGGGCGGAGAAUUGUGCUUACACGCCGCUUGAGCAUCCCACUGCGCUUAUGGAGCCUUUACAGCCUACUGAGACGUCACCUUCACCGCACAAGCUUCUCAAUGGUGGCAUGUUUAUCUUUCAUCCUUCUGAGGGACUUUGGGAUAGGAUGUUGGAUGUGUUCAACACGACGCCGCUGCUUUCAACGUUCAUGUUUCCAGAUCAGGACUUUUUGGCGUUCUUCUUUGUGAAUAAGUGGUAUGCACUUGGAUGGCAGUAUAAUGCUAUCAAGACGAUGCGAUACUGGCACCCGAACAUCUGGCGUGAUGAGGAAGUCAUCUGUCUACACUACAUCGUCGACAAACCGUGGGCAAAGCGUGUUGGGCUGGAUGGAGUAGCUGGGUACAAGGGCCUUGACGGGGUUACACAUUGCUGGUGGUGGCAGCUGUAUCAGUAUUGGGAGGAUGAGAGGACUUCUGAUGGGCGUGGAGGAAAUGAGGCGAUCGCUUUGCUGAAGAAGCUGAUCGCGCCGGCGGACACGAUGGAGGGAGGACUCGGAUAUCUCCAGGUGGGUUUGCCUGUGAGAGCUUGA
This is a messenger RNA of Fusarium redolens, 1890 nucleotides long. RefSeq names its product NADP-dependent oxidoreductase domain-containing protein. Gene Ontology annotation, molecular function: oxidoreductase activity; glycosyltransferase activity. The record is from RefSeq and is a predicted model, not a curated record. The coding region runs from base 1 to 1890 and encodes 629 amino acids. NCBI's taxonomy places the organism in Eukaryota, Fungi, Ascomycota, Sordariomycetes, Hypocreales, Nectriaceae. The transcript is spliced from 3 exons.